UCCUCUGAGGGACUAGUUCCGAUACGUCGAACAUAGCCAACAGCGAUCACUAUUCAGGUAAAUACUGAACUUUCUAAUACCUCUCACCGAGCGCAGGCAUCUUCAGCUAGCAGACGAAGCUCGCAAAGAAUCGGAAGGGCCUUCGAACCACAUUCCCCCGUACGCAAACGCUUCACCAGGAUCCGGAAUGAUCAAAAUCCCUCACUUACAAGCAUUUACGAGCAUUUCUGUUGGAUCAUGCCAUUCGCUCGAACCCUCGCUUUCACGGGAGCCAAGAUCUUUAGCUCUCCAGCUCUCCAGCCACGUUCCACAGGCUGGCAGGUACCAGGUCGGCUACUACCCUUUACAACAGGAUGAUCUACAGUUGAGCUAUAGCCUCCAAACUCAGCGAACCGCCCACGGUGUUCACACGCUGGACCAUUUCUGGACCAUACUGGAUCUCAAGCGUUACAUGUGUAUCACGAUCGCGUCCGCGCGGUGCAUUGGGCUCGUUAUCACGGUGCUGCCUGCAGGUCGAGUGCGGGCCUGUUCCUUCUGGGCCUGCCACGGAUACUCAGUACGAUAUACUGACAUUAUGAUCAUAUCAUUCAUCGCGCAUUCACGGUGUCCCAGCUACAUGGGCCGCCCCAUAGAUGAUCUGCAGGCCGCCGUGGUCUGCCCAGAUUCUGCCAGUUCCACCUCACUGGCAGAGUCAGAGAACGCCGGGGUCACCGACUCGCCCGACGCCAUCUGAUGUAGCAACAAGGCUUCUCCUCACUCCGCUACGUAUUCCCACCGCCAUUUCCAUGCUCGGUAUGAACCUUUGCGCUGAAAACUCAAUUCUCAUCUCGACCCAAACUCGCGAAACGCAGGAUUCCUCGAGCAAUACGCGCAUACGGUCCCUCCGCAAGUGCGUCAGCAGAGCAUAGCGAUCUGAUAGCAUUCUACACGCUUAGAGCGCAUCGCUGAGUGGCUGUGCACUUGGUUCGCGCUCUCGAUCAUCGCAUCGCUUCCGC
Messenger RNA from Rhodofomes roseus, 995 nucleotides. RefSeq lists its product as uncharacterized. The record is from RefSeq and is a predicted model, not a curated record. Lineage: Eukaryota; Fungi; Basidiomycota; Agaricomycetes; Polyporales; Fomitopsidaceae. The coding region runs from base 188 to 733 and encodes 181 amino acids. The transcript is spliced from 5 exons.